AAUUAAAGUCCAAACGUCUAAAAGUCUACAAGAGCUUUCUGAAGAAAAAUGUCAUCCUGCAGCAAGAUCCGCCACAUAGUCAGGCUCCGCCAAAUGCUACGAGGGUGGAGGAAGAAGGCCGCUACGGCUGCCCGUCGCCGUGUCCCGACCGACGUACCUUUGGGACACGUAGCAGUCACAGUAGGCGCAAGUUGCAAGAGAUUUGUAGUCCGUGCCGCUUACCUGAACCACCCAAUGUUCAAGAAACUCCUUUCACAGGCAGAGGAAGAGUUUGGUUUUACGAACUCUGGCCCUUUAGCCAUUCGUUGUUAUGAAUCUUUGUUUGAAGAGUUACUUCGUUACUUGAAUCGAUUCGACUCCGUUAACAAUAAUAUGUCAUGGUUCAUGAACUUCGGAGAUUUUCAAAGAUAUUGUCACAUGGAUAUCCGAAGCAACCUUGAUUUUUGGGCUGAUUCCAGACCCCUUUUGCAUUAGCUAGCGUAUUUGAUAAGUAAAGACACUUCGUACAAAAGACAGAUCAACAUUUUAAGUGAGUGAACAGAUUGCGACAAGACAAGACGUAUAGUUUUAGUAUAAAUAGACAUCUUUUUUUUUUCUCAAAAUUUCUCAAUUACAUAUAUAGUAUUAAAUUCAAGCUGAGCACAAGUGGAUGUGUCCAGACCUACUAUUUGAAUUUUGUUCUGAGAAUUUGAUUGGAGAUGACAAGAAGGUGGACGAGCUGAUUCGCCAUGGAGUCGUCCCAGGUUUUGAAUCGGAGUGAAAUUCAAGAACAGAGUGAAUAUAGAAAUUGCAAAGUGCAGUAAAGCAACGAGGAAAGGGACAAUCAGUUGUUACUGUGUACAAUUGUUUUGUACUUAAUUCUUUUUACUAAAGACGGUCAUUGUUGAUAGAAUAGGAAAUUUCAGAGAAAUUAAG
Messenger RNA from Nicotiana tabacum (common tobacco), 915 nucleotides. NCBI's taxonomy places the organism in Eukaryota, Viridiplantae, Streptophyta, Magnoliopsida, Solanales, Solanaceae. The record is from RefSeq and is a predicted model, not a curated record.